AUGGCCUGGGCUCCAGCCAAAACUCCCAGGGAGGCAUUGCUUUUGGUCUUGAGUGACCUGGAGGAGAACAAUUUCAAGAUACUAAAGUUCCACUUACGGGAUAUGUGUCAACCGCAUCUGGCUCGGGGAGAGCUGCAGGGCCUGAGCCCAGUGGACCUGGCGUCCCGGCUAACCCUAAUGUAUGGGGCUCACGAGGCUGUGAGGAUGGUGCUCAGGGCCCUGAAGACCAUGCACUUGUUGGAACUUGUGGAUCAGCUCAGCCACGUUUGUCUGAACGAUUACAGAGAAAUAUACCGAGAGCAUGUGCGUUGCCUGGAGGAGAAGGAAGCCUGGGGUGUCAAUGGCAGCUACAGUCAGCUGCUCCUGGUGGUGGCGGCAUUGAACUCAAAAAGCCCAAGAUCACCUCCCUGCCCCAACCUGGAGCAGGAGCUGGGCACUGUCCAGGUGGAGGUAGAGACUUUAUUUAGUCUAGGAGAAGAGCCCUGUCCAUCCCCAGCCUUAGUAGUGCUACAAGGGUCUGCGGGCACCGGAAAGACAACCCUGGUUAGAAAAAUGAUGCUGGACUGGGCCACGGGUACCCUGUACCAAGACCGGUUUGAUUAUGUGUUUUAUGUGAGCUGCAGGGAAGGGGUUUUGUUUCGGACAUGUGACCUGGACAGGCUCGUCUUCUGGUGUUGUGGAGAUAAUCAAGCCCCUGUCAGAGAGAUUCUGAAGCAGCCGGAGCGACUUCUGUUUAUCCUGGAUGGCUUUGAUGAGCUACAGAGGCCCUUUGAAAGACACUUACAGAAGCGGAGGUCCAGUCCCAUGGAGAAUGUGCUACACCUUUUAAUUCAGAGGAAAUUGCUUCCUACCUGCUCCCUCCUCAUCACUACUCGGCCUCCUGCACUACAGAGUCUGGAGCCCAUGCUGGAUCAACGAUGUCACUAUCAUGUCCAUAUCUUAGGCUUCUCGGAGGAAGAAAGGAAGAAGUAUUUCAGCCUUUUUUUUACAGAUGAGGGACAAGCCAGGGAUGCCUUGCACAGAGUAUCUACCAAUGCUGUUCUCUACAAAGCAUGUCAGGUUCCAGGCAUUUGCUGGGUAGUGUGCUCCUGGCUGAAGAGGCAGAUGGAACGAGGCCAGUUGGUCUUGGAGACACCCAGCAAUAGUACUGACAUCUUCACUGCCUAUAUCUCCACCUUUCUGACCACCGAUGAUGAGGACCCUAACUGCUCUGAGCUUACCCGGCACAAGGUCCUGAAGAAUCUGUGCUCUUUGGCAGCUGAGGGCAUCCAACAUCAGAGGUUCCUAUUUGAAGAAGCAGACCUCAGCAGGCACAAUUUACAUGCCCCCAGCCUUACUGCUUUCCUGAACUGUGAUGAUUAUCAGGAAGGACUUGACAUGAAGAAAUUCUACAGCUUCCGACACAUUAGUUUCCAGGAAUUUUUUUAUGCCAUGUCUUUCCUGGUGAAGGAGGACCCAAGCCAGUUGGGGAAGGAGACCCAAAGAGAGGUGGAAAGGCUGGUGGGGAUAAAGGAGCAGGAAAAGAAUGAAGAAAUAACACUCAGCAUGCAAUUUUUACUGGACAUAUUGAAAUGUGAGAGCCCUGUGAAUGUGGGCUUUAAAUUCUUCUUCAAAAUCGCUCCGCCAGUCAUGGAGGAUCUGAAGCAUUUUAAAGAACAGAUGGAACGUAUAAAGCACCACCGAUCCUGGGAUUUGGAAUUCUCCCUGUAUGACAAUAAAAUAAAGAAAUUAGCUAAGGGUAUUCAGCUGACUGAUAUGGUGUUCACAAUGGGUUCAAAUGAAAAGAAAUCAAAGGGAAUGUACAUCAACUACAGUGUAAGUAAAAGAUACAAAGAGGGGCAAAGAGAGUCUCUUAUGGGCAAAGGCAAUGGAACCAGGACACAAAGGGGGACUCCUAAUACGAAAAUCAGGGGGUCAGAGGAGCUAGGCCAACAAGUUAGGAGCAGCACAUUGGCAAGCAGAGAAAAAGGGGCAAGGGAGAUAGAGGGCAAGAAGGAUGGUGAGGUGGAAAGAUUGGAGGAUGAGAAAGCAAAGAUAGAGAUCAAAAAGGAUGGAGAGGAGAGAGGCUGGAAUCGGGGGUACCCACAAGAAUGA
This is a messenger RNA of Dipodomys ordii (Ord's kangaroo rat), 2094 nucleotides long. It is a transcript of the gene Nlrp10, whose product is annotated as NLR family, pyrin domain containing 10. Lineage: Eukaryota; Metazoa; Chordata; Mammalia; Rodentia; Heteromyidae. Gene Ontology annotation, cellular component: cytoplasm. Gene Ontology annotation, biological process: positive regulation of inflammatory response. The record is from RefSeq and is a predicted model, not a curated record. Bases 1 to 2094 code for a protein of 697 amino acids. The transcript has 2 exons.